AUGAGCCUUAUUCGAUCCACCUGCGAUCGUUGCUAUGCCGCCAAAACGCGGUGCACCAAGGAUGCCUCAUCCAACCAGUGCCACAAGUGCCUACGGUCAGGUGCAGUCUGCAACUACAGUCCGCGCGGCCACGCCGGCCGUCCGCUCGGUCGCGGGACAGGCCAGUCAAGCCCGUCCAGCCAACGCCCAACCCCAGCCAUGAGUAUUGACGAACCUUUCAUCACCCUGCCUCCGUCUGUCGCUUGCAGCCAAGACCUCUUCGGCAACCUCCAAUCCGACGAAAACACUGCCGCCUACUUGUGGGACCAUCAGCCCUUGCUAGACGACUUCGGCCAGCCUUAUAUGCCCAUCGAUGAGGCAAUCCACAGUGGUACGCUUACGGUAUCAACCGCAAGCUCAGAUGUUGCCGCCGACUUGUUCUUGCCCUUGGGGGGCGGCAGCGCCCACCGCUUUAGCAGCGGCACACACCAUGACGCCCAUUCCAGCAGUGAUGCGCCUUCUGCCGCCGCUUCGCUCAAGAGCGAGAGCCUGCACAGCCAGCUCGUAGUCACACACACCGAGCUCAUCGCCUUCUCCCAGUCGCUUGCCGUGUCCUUCAGCAUGACCGACGACAUGGAGGUCAUCUACAGGCUUAGUGCCGAGAUGACCGGAAUACUCCAGCGCCUCAAGGAGAAUGGGCUGUGCUACCCGCCGAUACCAAGUGCCAAGUGCCACGGCAUGACGUCUCUGCUUAUACUGGGCUGCUACGGCUAUCUUCUCGAGGCCUAUGUUCAAAGAUUUGGCGUCAACUUGCUCUAG
Molecule: messenger RNA, 798 nt
Organism: Penicillium concentricum
Lineage: Eukaryota; Fungi; Ascomycota; Eurotiomycetes; Eurotiales; Aspergillaceae
Product: Zn(II)2Cys6 transcription factor domain-containing protein
Exons: 2
Coding region: 1-798 (265 amino acids)
Biological process (GO): regulation of DNA-templated transcription
Molecular function (GO): DNA-binding transcription factor activity, RNA polymerase II-specific; zinc ion binding
Source: RefSeq, a predicted model, not a curated record